AUGGCAGUAGCAGCCAUUGACAUGUCCUUCCUGGAGGACCCUGCCCUGUUCGGCAAGGGCCAACACCACCAAGAUGAUGAAGAUCUCUUCAACUGCAGCGAUUUGCGAAAGUGCGAGCCACAUGCGUUUACGAUGGCUCCUGUGGCCAACCCCAAGACCUUCUGCCUAGACAUCAAGAAGACCAACGAGGCACCAAAGCUGAUGGACUUCAGGAAAGGUACCACCACCCUUGGCUUUGUGUUCCAGGGCGGCAUCAUCAUCGCAGUGGAUUCCCGUGCCUCCAUGGGUAGCUACAUUGGUUCAGGAACCGUGAAGAAGGUCAUCGAGAUCAACGAUUUCCUGCUUGGAACCAUGGCGGGCGGCGCUGCCGACUGCUCGUGGGGGCUCCUGGAACGGACACUGCCAUGGCGAUGUUGGGAGGAAACAUCUGGGGAUAACUGGGGAGAUUACAUACAGUAG
Molecule: messenger RNA, 459 nt
Organism: Durusdinium trenchii
Lineage: Eukaryota; Dinophyceae; Suessiales; Symbiodiniaceae
Source: the annotation of a GenBank genome assembly